AUGCAUAUAUCCUCAUUCAACAACUUCUCUCAAGUUGACUUGGUCACUCGGGAUUCACAAAAUCGGAUUGUAAAAUCUUGGAGACUUCAUUUCGUACCGUUCACCGGGAGUGAAUGGUUCUACAAGGGUAACUUUCAUUAUCCAGUAUAUUUCAAGAAUUCCUGUGAGAAUUUCGUAUUCCUCGUGGUCCAAUUACAAGAGGUCUUUGAAGUGAAACAUGAAACAUUGCGAUUAGAAAUUGGAGAGGAAUGGAAUGCAGAAAAGAUGAAGCCAUAUGUGGAAUGGAUGAAUGGUUUCAAUUGGGAAUCUGGAAAGAUACCAUCUCUGAAUGUUGUAGCUAAAGACGAACCAAGUCUCAAAUUCCUAUUGGAGAACAUGACACGAGACGUUGGACGCAUGGAAAUACAGACUACGUAUUCUGAACGUUGCCAAGUUUCUUCUGUAAACUUCAAAAUGGAUGUGUUGACUGGAAGUGGCAAAGAUUGGUUGGAUAGGAAAAUGAUGAGAAGCAUGGAUGCAAUCAGAAUGGAUUUUUAUCAAACUGACCUGACCAAUUUGGAUAUGAAUCAGUUUUUGAGAAGUUGGAAGGAAGAAACAUCAAAUGGAAGGAUCCAAGAGAUUAGGUUGCCUCUGAAAGAGAGAGUGAAAUUCACCAAUGACAAUCAGUUGUAUCAAUUGCAUGGUGGCUUCGACAUAACUAGAGCUGAUGGAAGGAUGGCAACAAUUGGACACAACCUAUACAACCUAUCCUUUGAAAAUGCCCCAAUUCAGCAGUAUGAAAUUGAAGAAUGUACAAGGAUCUCAAGAGUAUGGAAUUUGGAGCAAAGUGAUGAGGAAGAUGAGAUUGAAGACGUGGUGGUGCUUGAAGAAGGAGCUCAGCCAAUGCAUAUUGCCCUGCAAAAAGAUCGAAGAAAACAAGGAAGACGUUAUAUUUUUAUGAUUGUUUGGUGA
Molecule: messenger RNA, 951 nt
Organism: Caenorhabditis briggsae
Lineage: Eukaryota; Metazoa; Nematoda; Chromadorea; Rhabditida; Rhabditidae
Exons: 2
Coding region: 1-951 (316 amino acids)
Biological process (GO): embryo development
Source: RefSeq, a predicted model, not a curated record